Trachymyrmex septentrionalis is the source of this 2366-nucleotide messenger RNA. It is a transcript of the gene pins, whose product is annotated as G-protein-signaling modulator 2. Lineage: Eukaryota; Metazoa; Arthropoda; Insecta; Hymenoptera; Formicidae. Bases 262 to 2100 code for a protein of 612 amino acids. The transcript has 8 exons. The record is from RefSeq and is a predicted model, not a curated record. Gene Ontology annotation, molecular function: protein binding; GTPase regulator activity.
CGCCAUUUGUUUGGACGCGCUCCAGAACCGUUUCGCGUCGGAGCAGCUCUUCGCUUCGGAAUACAAGGGUCCAGGGCUAUGCUUGGAGGAUAGCGCAACAAUGAGCUGAUUCCUACGAUCGGAAUUCUCGAGUAUCAUGCUACGAGGGGCAAUUAAAAUUAUUUUGCGAACCGAUAGCAACGUACAACCGUCUUGUUUUAACGGCGUUUGAACGAGUCGGAUCUCAUUCUGUUGAAGAAAAGGUGUUACGAAUAGGCUAGAAUGUCUCUAAGCGCCAGCGCGGAGAAUCUGUCGUCCGAGGGACAACAGAAUAGUGAGAGAUGGAACAUGUGUCUGGAACUAGCGCUGGAGGGCGAACGCUUAUGCAAAGCUGGCGAUUGCAAAUCCGGGGUAGCGUUUUUCCAGGCAGCAAUCCAGGCUGGUACAGAUGAUCUGCGAAUACUAAGUGCUAUCUACAGCCAACUGGGUAACGCGUACUUUUACUUGGGUGACUACGUCAAAGCAAUGCAGUAUCACAAGUUAGACCUGACUCUCGCCAGGAAUAUGGGCGACAAACUGGGCGAAGCAAAAUCUAGUGGGAAUCUGGGAAACACAUUGAAAGUUAUUGGAAAGUUUGACGAAGCCAUGAUAUGCUGUAAAAGGCAUCUGGAAAUAUCCAGAGAGAUUGGAGAUAAGCUUAGCGAGGGAAGAGCCCUGUACAAUUUAGGAAAUGUGUAUCACGCGAAAGGCAAGCAAGCAGGUAGAAUAGGUCAUCAGGAUCCAGGAGAGUUCUCUGAAGAUGUUCGACAGUGCUUGCAACAGGCGGUGCGCUAUUAUGAAGAAAAUUUAGAGCUUAUGAGGGAAUUGGAGGAUUCCGCUGCUCAAGGUAGAGCAUGCGGCAACUUGGGCAAUACAUUCUACUUACUGGGCGAUUUCCAACAGGCUAUUUAUUAUCACAAUGAACGUUUAAAAAUUGCUAGAGAAUUUGGCGACAAACCAGCGGAAAGAAGGGCCAACAGCAAUUUAGGAAAUUCGCACAUAUUUUUAGGCGAAUUCGAGAAAGCUGCACAGCAUUACAAGAGGACCUUAGUUCUUGCACAGGAAUUGGGAGAUCGCGAGGUAGAGGCGCAAGCAUGCUACUCUCUGGGAAACACGUAUACUCUCCUGCGCGAUUACUCGGCGGCCAUUGAGUACCACUUGUGGCAUCUGAGUAUAGCCCAGCAAUUGAAGGAUCGCGUCGGCGAAGGACGCGCCUGCUGGUCGCUGGGCAAUGCUUACGCCGCUAUGGGCAAUCAUGAGAAAGCGUUGCACUAUUCGAAUCUGCAUCUGCACAUUUCAAAAGAGUUGGAAGAUCAAAUGGGCCAAGCUACUGCGCAGAUGAACGUCGAUGACUUACAAAAAAUCCUCGGUCUAGAAAAAAAUCAACAGGAAAGCAACAAGGAAAAUCUAAACAUUCAAAAAUUAACCACAAAUGCGACAUCGAAUGUUCCGACAACCAUGCCUUGUAGAUAUAGACUCAGACGACAAAGUAUGGACAAUCUUGAUCUCAUUAAGCUCACACCUGAUGCAAAGCAGAAAGAUAAAUCAGAAAUCGUAUUGGACAAAGACGACAACGUUGCGUCGCAACCUUCUCAAAAGGAGGAAGAUAACUUUUUCGAUCUUCUAUCCCGAUUUCAAUCAGGCAGAAUGGAUGAUCAACGUUGCGCGCUCAACACAAAACACAAUCCAAAAUACCGAACGAUUUCGCCGGAAGUAUCAGACAUGGAUGACAAGGAUGGUGAGGAUUUACUGGAAUUAAUCGCUGGAAUGCAAAGCAAACGAAUGGAUGAGCAAAGAGUAACAUUACCCUAUCUACCAGGACUGAAUACCAAUCAAGACUCGGACGAUUCUUUUAUCGAGAUGCUUGUCAGAUGCCAGAGUUCGCGUCUAGAAGACCAACGAAGUCCUUUACCGGCUGCAUCAACGUUACAAGACGCCGAGGAGGAAAGAGGUCGAAGAGCCAAUGGAAAAACUCAAUCAGGAUCCACAGUGCCCGAAGAGGAUCUCUUUGCUCUAAUCCAAAGACUUCAAGCUGGUCGGAUGGAGGAUCAAAGAGCUUCCGGACCUGGCAAGGCAUGCUAAACUCGCGAGAGCAAACGAUGACUUAAGUCCUCACGAAGUCCUUCCAUUUACUGAAUUCUUUCAACUUAUCCUCAAUUACAUCGAUGCCUUCGUUUGUUCAUUAUCGCGAUUCUAUUUCCUUGAUUACUUAAUAGAGAAUAACUGGUACUAUAUCUGAACAGUCUGGUUCUGAUUCGAAAAAACGACAAAUUAUCUGGUUGUAAGAACCAAACACCGUGCCAGAUUGAUUAAAUUUAUAAUUAGUAAAGGCAAGAAAUCGAUAUGUC